AGCCAGUUAUUGUGUCCCAGGUGGGGGAAGCCGAGUGCCUUCUGUGGGAAGAAUGCAUUUCCUGGUGCUCCCAAAAACGUGAGGGGUCAGACCUGGCCUCGGGGACAGCCACCUGACAGCAGCCUGUUGCUGGAAGUGGUUGCAGGUGUACUUUUCCUGAGCACUUAGCUUGCUCUUAGGGCUCACUAAAUCUUUCUGAGGAGCUCAACUGUUAUUCUAAUUUUACAAAUGGGGCAACCAAGGCUCAAAAGUCACAAAAAUACCUAGUCCCGGCACUCCAAGUGGGCCCAGGCUGCGUGACGGCACCUGUGUUCCUGAGCCUGAAGCCAGGCCCAGCGUUAGGUGCUCUGUAUGGGCGAGCCUGGGAUCACCAUCUUCCCAGGACUCAUAGUCGACCUCGGAGGCAGGUCAUGACAGUCCAGGGCAGAGAAUGUUGUCAUAGGAACUCAAGACAAGAUGCCCCGGGGGCAGGAAAACAGUGCGCUGCGUGCUCCAGGCAGAAGGACAGCUCGGGCAGCACAGAUGGCCGCCCCUCGGAGCCCCUGAGGGGCAGAGCUGGGGACGUCGCCGGGAAGAGCCAUUGUACUUCGCAUUGUACUGGCCCCGAAGUACAAUGCGACCUCGGCCCGGCGUCCCCCUCCGCGCCUCAGUUUUCCACCAGUGUGCUGGGGACAACCAUCCCUCUCUACCAGGGUGGGUAAUAAAAAGAGCGGGUAACAUGCAGCAGAUUCUCCCUAAGCCCGCGCACAUAUGCGCGGGCGCGGCAGGUUCCGCCUGCAGACGCCGACGGCGCUACUGCCCCCGACUCGCCAGCAAGAGCUCCGCCGCCUGCACCUCCUGGAAUGGCGCGCGUGCGCCCACCCGUGCCGUCACAGUCACGUGCUGAGGCGUUCAGCGUGGGCCGGGAGGCAGGCUUUGACUGACAGGCUGGGUAACUUGUCAUCGGGAAGCAAUCUCCGGGCUUCGGGAGCAGAGGUUGUUGAUUGGAGCUUCCCCAGCCGGGGGCGGGCUCUUCGCCGUCCUGGUUACUAUGACGCCCGGCCCCCGCCCCCUCGGCUGGCCGCCAUCUUGUUGUUGAUCCGUACCCAGUGGGCAGAGCCGGGAGCUGGACCGAGCGGCCGGUGCGGGGCCGCUGCUGCGGGGCUCAGCCACUGCGCCGCCUGCCAGGGGGCGGGCCGAAGCCUGGAGGCCCGGGAGCCCAGCUCCCGGGGGGAGCCGCGGGCGCUCGCUGCCCAGGCCGGGCCGCAGCGCUGCAGGGAGCACCCUGGGACCUCCUGCUGCCUCCAGCCGCCAGCUGGUGGAGGGCGCGCAGCCUCGGCUUCGUGUUGUCAUCAGCAGAACAGGAGAGCAGACACUUCCUGGCUGGCCAGUGCUUGUAAGAGGAAUAAGCUGAACAGACACCCGCUGUUGGCUUUUGACUUGCCAAGGCCUGUACCCACGCUCCUCUCGCAGCCCAUGUGCUGCAUCCUCUGCCCUCAGCGUGCAGCUGGCCCCCAACGCAAUGUGUGUUUGUCAAACCAUGGAAGUGGGGCAGCAUGGCAAGAACGCCAGCCGGGCCACAGACCGGGGAGUCCUCCUGGAGCCCUUCAUCCACCAGGUGGGUGGGCACAGCAGCAUGAUGCGCUACGACGACCACACCGUGUGCAAGCCCCUCAUCGCCCGGGAGCAGCGCUUCUACGAGUCCCUCCCUCCUGAGAUGAAGGAGUUCACCCCCGAAUACAAAGGUGUGGUGUCUGUCUGUUUUGAAGGAGACAGUGACGGUUACAUCAACUUGGUGGCCUACCCCUACGUGGAGAGUGAGGCCGUGGAGCAGGACGCCACCCCAGAGCGGGAGCAGCCUCGGCGCAAACACUCGCGCCGGAGCCUGCACCGGUCAGGCAGCGGCAGUGAGCACAAGGAGGAGAAGGCCACCCUGGCCCUCGAGGCCCCCGGGAGCUCCCAGGAGGCAAAGGGCCCGAAGGCGGAGCUGCACGGCCACUCAGACGUUCCUUUCCAGAUGCUGGAUGGCAACAGCGGCCUGAGUUCUGAGAGGAUCAGCCACAACCCCUGGAGUCUGCGCUGUCACAAGCAGCAGCUGAGCCGCAUGCGCUCCGAGUCCAAGGACCGGAAGCUCUACAAGUUCCUCCUGCUUGAGAACGUGGUGCACCACUUCAGGUACCCCUGCGUGCUGGACCUGAAGAUGGGCACGCGGCAGCACGGGGAUGACGCUUCAGCCGAGAAGGCGGCCCGGCAGAUGAGGAAGUGUGAGCAGAGUACAUCGGCCACACUGGGCGUCAGGGUCUGUGGCAUGCAGGUGUACCAGCUGGACACAGGGCAUUACCUCUGCAGAAACAAGUACUAUGGCCGUGGGCUCUCCAUCGAAGGCUUCAGCAGCGCCCUCUACCAGUACCUGCACAACGGCCUGGACCUGCGGCGUGACCUUUUUGAGCCCAUUCUGAGCAAACUGCGGGGCCUGAAAGCUGUGCUGGAGCGGCAGGCCUCCUACCGCUUCUACUCUAGCUCCCUGCUUGUCAUCUAUGACGGCAAGGAGUGCCGCGCCGAGUCCUGCCUGGACCGCCGCUCUGAGGUGCGUCUCAAGCACCUGGACACGGGGCUCCCUGAGGGAGCAUCGCCCAGCACCAGCCCCAGCGGCGCCUACCCCGAGGUGGGCCCCUCCUCCCCACCCAAGGUGGACGUCCGCAUGAUUGACUUUGCACACAGCACGUUUAAGGGCUUCCGGGAUGACCCCACCGUGCAUGACGGGCCGGACCGAGGCUAUGUGUUUGGCCUGGAGAGCCUGAUGAGCAUCAUGGAGCAGAUGCGGGACGAGAACCAGUAGGUCCAGCUCUGGGCCCCCAGGACCCUUCCCUCCCCACCCGCAGGCAGGGACCACUGCUCUGACUGAACUCGCUGUGAGGACCCACAGGCUUGCUUUUAAAGGGUUAUAUUUCUCUUUGGUGUAAACUAAAAGAAAUGUUUUUAGCUGUAGCCUGGAAUCCAUAUACAUAAAGUGAAGGAGGCCAGAACGCAUCCCCUCUAAGCCAGGCUUCUUAGCUCUGCAGCUUUGCUGUGUCCAGUCUGACCUACGAAGGAGGAGGUGCCCUGGGGGGCUUGGAGGCAGGGCCAGGGUGCCUUGGACAUUGGUUUCCCUUGCUGAGGUCUUUGGGAUCUGUGGCUGCAGGGCCCUUUGGUUGCCAUUCCCAUUUAGCUCUUGUUCAUCAGAAUUAGAGGGGCUGAGUGCCCAUCUCUUGAGGGACGUCUUGUGUUGUGGUUGUCAGCCAGCUCUUCAACAGAUGUCCCUGGAGGGCCAGCUUACACACAGCUGGACCCAGCCUUCACAGCUCUGACCUUGGAGUGAGGCUAGAUUCAUGAAGCUGGGCCGAAGCCAGCGAACGGCAGAGGGCAGGGCCUGGGAUCCCCAGGCACUCCUUGGCACAUGAACCUGCUCUCUUCUCCCUGCACAUCCCAGUCACCCUUGCUCCCCGAGGUCCUCUUGCCCCACUGAAGGGGGCUCCUGCUUUCUGCCUAGGAGUCUGUCCCAGCAGCCCCAGGCCCGGUGGCUCUCGUGCAGACAGAGUGGAGUUCUUGUGCUGGGGGUGGGGUCCCCUGGGUACGGGCCGUGCGGCCUCUGGGUGGGCUGCCCUGUCCAGUGCUCGGGCUGUGGUCCGCAGGCCUCCCCUUUCCCCAGGCCAAGCUCAAGGCAACAGCCCAUCGUGAGGAGCCCCAGGCUUGCGAGGGAGAACUUCCAGUCCGUGUGCUCGUAGGGACACUGCGUGGGCCCUGGUACAGGCACCUGGAUUUUGCUGUGAGAGUUUGGGGCCCCCGUCUCUUCAUCUCUCUGCCAGCCACUCUCCUGGUCCCUUUCCCUGGGGUAUGGCCUUGCUCAUUAGUGAUACUGACUUCCUUCAUGCUUUCCUCAGCAAAAUGCCCAGCCGUUUCUGAGGUGAGCUUUGGCUGUGACCUUCCUCAGCAGGUGCUGUUUUUAUAAAAACGUGGAAGCAAAAGCAGUGGUAGGAAGUGUUGCCCUGCUCCCCAGCUCCCUCUCUGUGGGCCUGGAGUGUGGCGACACGGGCAGUGGUACAGUGAAGGCCAAGGACCAGCCCCUUCCUUUCCCGUGGUUUUAGUAAUUUUUGCUGCCAGCCCUUUAUGGCACAGAGACCUGCCGCUUCAGCACGUGACCAGGUGGCCCUGCAACUCACCUAGCCGUUGCUGGCGAUGACCCUCUCACCUGAGCCGGUGCCACAGUCAUGAUCCCUUUGGCAUGUCUCUGGGCAUUAAAAGUGAGCCUGCCAGCCUGUGUCUGUGAGAGGCCUCACUAACUGACGGACUGAUUUCCUGGUCCUUAGAGAUGCAGCCUCACACGUCUUCAGUGGGCUCCUUGUUAGAGCCCCAUGUCUGCUCUCUGACUCUGGGGCCUGUUCUUGGGGCUGGGAGGGGCAGCUUGCAGGUUUCUGGUCAGGAAUGACCAUCUCCUCUCCUCUUAUCUGUGGCUUCAGCCAUAGGAGCAGGCAGGAGCUCUUUGUUAGCCACUGCCUGGCAGGGCAGAAGCUAAGACAGUCUGGGGCCACUUGGAACCGAACCCCCUUGACGGAACCCUUUCAGCCUGGGGAGGUGCUGUGCCACCUGAGUUCCUCGUUCUGGGAGCACAUGCUGUUCUGUGCUGCUCCUCACAGCCAGAGAGGUUGUAGUUACAUUCAGUGUUUUCUUGGCAGAAGGGCCUGGGAUUUGCUGCUUCUCCCCCAGGGCAGAGCCCCUCUUUUCAGCACUUCUGAUACUCGGAGACCCAGAUGUUGCCUGGCUGGUGGUGGGCAUGUGUGUACUGUACUCUGCCACUACUUUCUCCCUGCUCCAUGCCGGAGCCUUGUCCCUGCCAGGCCCUGCCGUCUAUCCCCAACUUGGGACCAAAGUGCAAGGUGGGAUUACAGGAUGCCCACGUGACCCCUGUGUGCUUCCCUGGGCCAAGAGGACACUAGUCCUCUGGGCUUAAAGAGGAAGGGGACCAGUGUCCACAGCUUGCCAGGGACCCCACCCCCCCUCACUUGGGGGCCUGUGCGUUGGGUGUGGGGACUCUUCCUGUGGGGCCAAAGCCCUGGGCUAGGUCAGUAGCCCCUGCCCGCUUGCUCUCAGCUGGCCACGUGCCCACCCCUAGAUGCAGACUGCUUUGAACUACAGCUGUUCGACUUGGUUUUGUUCGCGCCGACGUAAAAAAAGUGUUAACAAGGAAAGCAAUGGGAGCACCCUGGGGAGGACUAGGCUCCUGAGCUUCCGCGCCUCCAGGAUCAGCCCUGCGCUCCACCUGGAAGCCCCCGCCGCCUGCGCCUUCUCUCGGGACCUUGCCUGCGGGGGUGCUGGGCCGCGGCCGCGCCUCUGUGUACACCCAGCGUCGCGCCGCCUGUGUCUGAGGUCUUGUAUGUCAAAAUAAAGCCGCUACAAACUG
Molecule: messenger RNA, 5416 nt
Organism: Manis javanica (Malayan pangolin)
Lineage: Eukaryota; Metazoa; Chordata; Mammalia; Pholidota; Manidae
Gene: IP6K1
Product: inositol hexakisphosphate kinase 1
Biological process (GO): phosphatidylinositol phosphate biosynthetic process; inositol phosphate biosynthetic process
Cellular component (GO): nucleus; cytoplasm
Molecular function (GO): inositol hexakisphosphate kinase activity
Source: RefSeq, a predicted model, not a curated record